Molecule: messenger RNA, 7066 nt
Organism: Phyllotreta striolata
Lineage: Eukaryota; Metazoa; Arthropoda; Insecta; Coleoptera; Chrysomelidae
Source: the annotation of a GenBank genome assembly
CGCUUCAGCUGAUAAUACUCCCUGGGAAGCGACAGACACUAUAGUGCCGAAUUAAAAUAUCCAAGAAUGUAAUGUUGUAUUUAUACUUCUAAAAUUUGGCAAGUUAUCAAGGCGCCUUACCUAAUAUUAGAACGAUGGGCAGUCACCGGCUGCACGGCAUCCGUUUAGUUUUCUAUCUGUGUUUCUCUGUGCAUCAGAUUUGCUGUAUUUCCUGCAAAAUCUUCCCACCAUGAACAAUAAAAGCGAUAAAUGGAAACCGAUGAACAUAUCGAAUCCAUCUACCCGUCUUCGAAUGGCCAGGAACAUGCCUCAGUGGGUGAAUAAAACAGGUGGUUAUCCACCGCCACCAGUUCCUAAAGAAGACAAUGGACCAUCCAAAGUUGGAUCAACAAAAAAACCACCCAUAGAAGAACCUGAAUACGAAGUGAUAGAAUUUGGACAAUACUGCAACACUCCUCAAUUGCCAAAUAAAAAUAACACACCUAACGGUAAGAAGAAUGAACAGCACUGUCAAUUAUGUGGAUCUUCUAUGCCUAAUGUAAGGUGCGAAGAUUGCAAACAAAUAUUUUGCUUAUCAUGUGACGACAUGUACCACAGGCACCCGAAACGACAAACGCAUAUCAGAAGGCGCUUGGAACAGACAAUUCGCCCGCCACUUCCGCCCAAAGGAGAAUCCAUGCUAGCCCCCGUACCACCGCCUCGUCGACACAGAAGAGCUGGAUCAGUCGGACCCUCUCCCUGCCCAAGUCCGGUGCCUGGAAGGAAUGCUCAGGUCAGUAGAUCUUCUACAUUACCGAGACAGGACAAUGGGUUUUCAUUGAGGCACAAAUUAUCGAAUUUGAAGCGUGGAGUCCUAGGAAACAGACCUUUACCACCAACGCCCAAUUCAAUGCAAUCGAAUGUGACCUCACCAACAUCGAGCGAGCCAGAAAGAGGCCUUGUACCUAGCCCUAGUCCAUCUUUGCAGCAAAGAUACAGGCAACACCAAUUAGCAAUGAGAGGCGCACCUUCAAACAUAUCAGAUUUUGAUCAGAAUUCUAGAGACAGCGGCUACCCGGACUGGGAGAUCGACCGCCAAAAUGAAAGAGCUCGUUCCGGCAGUAUAUCCGGAGCGAGCGAUAUGAGCAGAAGAUUGCCAAGAAAAAUGAGCAAUUUCUCGUGCCCGACUUCCGAAAGAUUACCGUCACACAGUUCAUCGGUGUUCGAUUUGAACAAUCCAAUGAUGAAUCAUCACAAUCAUCACGGAUUCGUGCCCAUACAACAAGCCCAAUCUAUGGCUAAUCUGAACUAUCCGAACCCGUGUUACCCGGGCCCAUGGAUGAACCAAUUCAGCUACGACCAGCAACACCACGGCAGCAAUUUAAGUUUGAACGUGCCGCCUGGCUACAUGGUGAACCCCGGAUGGGUGGGCCCGUGGCACGGACCUCCAACUACCCCUAUGUACCCUUACCCUAUGCCUAACGUGCAUCCCGGUAUACCCUGCGGUCAUUCCAGACCGCCAUCUCCAACUCAGAGCAUCAAAUCCAGGAAGUCAACGUUGAGCCGCAAGAGCCGCAAAAAAUACAAGGAAAUUGAAGACACCGACGACGAAGACGAUGAUUUAGACGAACGCCGAUCUAAUUUCAGCUAUUUAGAUAGAAACGAGCGGAAAUCAUCUAGAGGUAGAUACUCAAAGGAAAGACCAGUGAGAGAAGUGAACUCGAUGAGCAGGGAGCUGCCGAGGCGCAGCGUAGACAGAAGAGACUCGGUGCCCAGGAGUAAGCAAAGCGUGCAAACCCCUUCGAGCGAGUCCGACGACGAGGACUCUUUAAACAGCAACCACCUGAAGGUGGACGCGGUACAAGAAGAAAACGGUUCGGAAUACGAUAACGUAAACACUGAGGUGAAGACGUCGCAGGAGCAGUGGGAGUGCGAGCAUUGUACGUUCGUUAACGAAGCGGGUACGCGAGUGUGUCAAGUUUGCUGCAAAACUCCAACGACUUCCGCUAGGGCGGUCAAAACCAAUGAAAUAAAGCAGCAGAAAAAGAAGUUGGAUCAAAUGCUGAACGUGUCCAGCGAUGACUUCAGCAAGGAUUUGAGCGAAACGGAGUCCGUUUUGAAUAAGUUGGGGAAAUUGAAGACGCAGCCCGACGUCAAGAAAGGAGAAGAAGCCGAGCUCCUGUCGCAACCAAAAACUAACGACGGAACGCAAACCGUUAGCGUCUCAUCGGACACAAAAUGUGUAGGAGUUACUCCUUUGAGUGAUUCUAGUGCAGUGCAAAAAACUAAAGUGAUUCAGUGCCCGCCUCAAGAUAAUCAACGUCAGAAAACUGUAGUUUCUACUUCUACAGGAACGUCUCCGCCUCCCCAGAAUAUGUCUACUCAGACCUACGAGGAACUCCCUUUGGAGAUUAACAAUUCCAAGAAGCACGCAGGAAGGUUAUCCAGCUCGGCUAGACGGCAACAUUUAAAACGUUCUCAGUCUUUGCAUUCUCCUGCUUCGCAAGCUUACUCAGAUUGGUCUUCAGUGCACCGAUCUUCCAGCAGAAUGUCUUGUACAUCUGAUUCGCAGAGUUUACCAGGUAGUAGAGAACCAAGCCCGAUUCCUUACGACGACGAUUCGUCUUUCGAUAGAUACCGCUACACGAACAAGCAGCGACCUCACCAUUCCGAUGUGAGAUUAUCACACAGCAUUGUGGAUUUGAGAAGGCCGGAAUUGUUCAGAAGGCCGAGCCAAGUCGAGCUCGGAUAUUAUAGGAUGGACGACUUCAGUCAAAGUCACCUCCUGCCACCAGACAGAGACCUGGUGAGGCCAAACGAAAACGGCCACGAUAACUUCAAAGCCUCAGGAAUGGAACUGGUGAAACUCAUGAGGGAAGCCGAGCAAUUCAAAUAUACCGCAGACGAAUUGCAGGCGGCUCUGCUGCAUUGCAAAGAUAAAAAUCCCGUACAGUGGCUAAAGGAGCAUUGGGAAACUACAAUUUCCAGUGUUCAAACUCUGGCCACUCAAAUGGGCCGAGAGGGGCCGAUUAACAUCGUCGGCACCGUCUCGGAAAUAGAGGCCAGAGAAGCCCUCAGAAAGCAUAAAGGGAAUCUUUGGCCUGCAGUAGAGGAAUGCGUCGAACAACGACAGAGAAAGUACGCCGAUUUGGCCUCACGAGGUGACUACAACAGGGAGGACAUCGUGACAGCGCUAACGGCUAAUCACGGUGACCUGGAGGCGGCUUACAACGAACUGAGCAAAAUGCAACUGAAGCCGUUCUUGAUGAGGAUAUGGGGCCCGCCGGUGGGCAAUGAGAACGAGGCAGGUAACGAGGGGGUGGACUUAAAAGCUGUAGGGGGCGAAGAUAGUGUUUCUAGUCAAAAAACCGAAAAUUCGGAAUCCAAAGCGGUAAGUAAUAGUACCCCUAUUAGUGAUAUUAGCUCCCCUCGAAUUAUCUCGCUGGAUGAUCGUGAGAAUGGAGCGGCUAAAAAUGAUAACAGUGUUUUGGAUAACAUCGAAAACGAAAUUUUGAAGAGCUUAGAAGACAUAAAAAAUUUGAGCAAACGGUUAGACAAUCAACCUAAUAGCAUAAUUGGUAAUUCACCAAAAAAUGAUGUAAUUGACUUACUAGAGCCUAAAUAUAAUGUGAAGAACAUCGAAGAAGUGGAGGAACCUAAAAAAACAGUGCAUGUCGAGAAAAGUAGCACAGUAAUCCGCGUUAACGAUGGGAAGUACUCGCCCCAAGCACCAGAUCAAUCUCCUUCCACUUCAGACACCGAAAGCAAUGAUGAGAUGCAGAAUCACGAAUUUUUAGACGCCUUAGACAUAAAUCCUGAUGUUAAUAUUCUCGAUUUAACAACUCUAAAUGCUAGUAAUUCUAUUCCAAUUGAAACUGUCGAAGAAGGUAAAAAAAUAGAGUUAAACUCGAAUCAACCAACAAGUUCUAAAAAUGUCGAAGAAAAGCGUGAAGAAGUAAAUCAUUCUUUACCAUCUGAAAUAGCGGAAAUGCAAGAUUUAAAUGUUAAUCAGGAUCCAAUAAAAAUUAGUGAUUCCAUUGGAGAUGGAGUAAAUAAUGUUGAUAGUGAUAGACUAAUCCAUGAAAGUAACCAACAAGAUUUGAAUAAUCAAAAUAAUGAGAUUAUUUCAAAAAACGAAGCUGAUAAUGGACAUUUUAAAGAGAAUAAAAAUAACAUUGAUGAAGGUUCAAUAAAAGAUGUUAAAAUUAGUUCAAAUGAAUCUCCAGUAAUUGAAGAUGGAUUGAAAAAUGUGGAAACUGAAGAGCCGAAUACAACUCUUGAUUCGACUAAUGGAAAUUCCAAUGAAAAUGUAAUUGAAAUUAGUAAUUUUAAUAUUAACUCACAAAUAACUAAAGAAGAAGAGACUGCAAUUUCAAAUGAGAAUCAAACAAAUGUAAUGGAAGCAGUUGACAUCGCCCAUAAAAAAAGUGAAAAUAAUUCAAUAUUGCCAGAACCUCAUGGAGUUGAAGAAACGGAAAGUAAAGCUGUACCAACGGAAGAAGUAAAUAAUAUUGAAAUAACCAUAGAAGAAAAUAGGAAUGUAACUAAUACCGGUGGUGAAAAGCAAAAAAAUUAUAAUGAAAUAUUUGAUGAGUCCGGAACUCAAGAAGUUUCGGUAGAAAAUCAGAAUAAAUCGGACCAUAUAGUUGAAAAUUUUGAUAAAAAAAUUCAACCUACCACUUUCACGCCGAAACGAAAUUCAUUUAAAAUAAAAAGAAAAAAGAACGUUAAAAGAAGAAACAGACCAUUGACCAGGAGCAGCACGCUGAAACAGAUCAACAACACUAACAAAGAUAAUAAACCUGAUUCGAAUUUAACUGAAUCUGACUCACCAUCGUCUACCACUGAUAUGCCCUCAGUUAACAAUCGCAAGAAUUCUAAACCGAAAACUUUAAACUCUAAACAAGAUAAUCAAGAGGAAUUGAAAAUUCCACCACCGAAACUCGACUUAAACUCUUCAAAAACUGAAACAAAACCUCACGAACCACCUACCAAAAAACCAUCUCGAAUUCCGUUAUUAAAGCGCCGUUCCAUAUCACUAACAAACACCCCAAUCCCUCAAACAUCGCCAGCCCCAAGUCCCAGCAGAAUCCCAAUCCGGAGCACCUCUCUCAAGCAAACCAAAACCCUACCAACGGAAGUAAAAGACAGCAGAAUCUUCACUUUCGACACCAACAAAGUAUACACGCACAAAGUCCAGGAAUACUUAAACAUGUUACCGGAACCCACCACAGAUUCCAAAACCGAUAGCCCAACUGCCCCCAAACCAGAAAGCAAGGUGAAAAUGCUCACAACCAACAGGAAUUCGUUCGAUUCCACCACGAGCUCCAAGCAGCUCUCUUACACCAAAUCGCUGGACAACGACAGCGAAUCGUCGGUAUCUGAUAGCAACAUUGACGAGCUGCUGGAAGACGACGACAGUUUUGAUGAUAAUAGGUACCACUUUGAACAAAUCGUGGAAAGCGAAAGCGAGGACUACGAUGAUAUUGAACAAAUUAACACCGACAUCGAGAAGCUCAAUUACAACUUAAACCAAGACGACCAGCAACACGAGAGAAGCAAAACUAGAGAGAACAGUUACAGCAUUGACGAAACCUGUGAAUCCGAGGAAUAUCUAGAAUCGGAAGACGAAAUCGCCGUGGAAGAAUCCGAGCUAGAAAGCGAAGAGCAUUCUGAUGAAGAGAAUAAAAAACCUACAAGUGAUUUGGAUAAAAUGCAGAGACAAGCCAGGCGAUUUCUGGCCGAGGGGCAAGUGGAAACCUACGAACAGGCCGAAUUAGCAGCAAGUCUGAUAACAAUGAAUUUUUCCACGGGAGAGGCUCUGGAGGCUGUUAAAGACUGCAACACAUUAGACGCGGCGAUUGCUUUUCUACAACAAGACUGCGAAUUGUGCGCCGGGAAGUUUCCAAUGAAAGAGAUAGUAUCAAUGUUGAGAUGCACCCACAGGUGUUGCCACGAUUGCGCGAAAAAUUAUUUCACCGUGCAAAUUACCGACAGAAGUAUUAUGGACUGUAAUUGCCCGUUUUGCAAGCAACCGGAUCUCACCAGCUCGGACGCCAACGAGGACGAUGUCACCGAAUACUUCGGGAAUUUGGAUAUUUUGCUUAAAGGGAUACUGGACGAGCCGGUGCACGAGUUAUUCCAAAGGAAAUUGAGAGACAGGACGCUGAUGCAGGACCCUCAUUUCAAAUGGUGCAUUCAAUGUUCGUCCGGAUUCAUUGCUCAUCCUCGACAAAAACGUUUAAUAUGCCCCGACUGCAAAUCGGUGACUUGUGCAGCUUGUAGAAGACCGUGGGAGAAACAACACGAAGGCAUUACCUGCGAAAAAUUCGCAGAAUGGAAGGAUGCCAACGAUCCCGACAACCAGGCUUCAGGAGUCACCAAGCACCUAGCCGAGAACGGAAUCGACUGUCCGAAGUGCAAGUUUAAAUACUCCUUGUCCAAAGGCGGUUGCAUGCACUUCACUUGCACCCAGUGCAAGCACGAAUUCUGCUACGGCUGCGGCAAGCCUUUCAUGAUGGGCGCGAAAUGUACUAUCAGCCAGUAUUGCGCUAAAUUGGGCCUCCACGCGCACCAUCCGCGUAACUGCCUGUUCUAUCUGAGGGAUAAGGAGCCUCAGCAACUCGAAAAACUUCUCAAGGACAACAAAGUUGAAAUUAAUUCGAGAACCAAUUCGGAAGAAAAUGCAUCAGCACCUUGCAAGUGCCCCAUACCCCUUCAGAAAGAGACUCCUAAUGGGUUUGUGGAUUCGAUUUGUAAUAGCGACGCCUUAAACAGCCAAGCAGGUCUGUGCAGGCUGCAUUACAUCGAGUACUUAGUUGGGCUCAUUGGCAGACAUAAGCUGGACCCAGUUCCGAUUCUAGACUUAGUGGAAGUGAGUCAGGAACUGCGCAGGCGAGGCAAAGAUUUACCGGAACGAGGCCCGUGGUGCGACGAUCAAGAGUACAAGAGCAUUUGUGCGAAGAUUGUUAUGGAUCAAAUUCCGUUGGAGUGAUAAUACCUUUCCAGAAUACUUUCCAUAUAAGCGUGAGCGUUAUUUUAUACCCUGUAAAAAGUUGAAUAAAUAUUAUCAAGAGAGUUUGUUUCA